CGGCCUUUGCCAAGGACAAGCAGCUGUUUGUGCGCUACCGCUUCCAUGGCCGCCUGCACGAGGUGCUGGUGGGCGAUGAGCAGGCUCUGGCGAUUCCGAUGAAAGCCCAUUGCAUCGACUCGUGACGCAUGAAAAAAUACAUUCUCCUUUCCCCCUCGCUAUCUGUCGUGUUUUUUGUUGCUCAAUUCCUACCCUCUUUUGCAAUUUGUACUUUUAAAUAAUGCUUCUCCGCCGGCUUCCGCAGGUCCAGCGCCUGUGUGCCCGCCGUGCGUUCACCAGCAAGACGCACUAUGACGAGAAAAUCGUCUACCAGUAUGCCUCGCAGCAACUCAAGCCGGUCAGUAUCGGCCAGCUCUUAAAGUACAGCCAGCCGCCUCUGACGCCCGCAAACAUCCUGGACAGCGUCGCCUACACGCAAUCCGAGCUGCCAGUGCGGCUGGCGAAGCGCGUAAUAUCCUUCCAUAACCUGCCCUUCAUCGUGGGCACAAACCCGCACAUUGCGCGCGUCUACAACCAAUACUACGAAGCCUUCGACCGCCUGUACUCCUUUGCACCGAUCGACUCGAUCGAGCGCGAGUGGGAGUUUGCGCGGGCGCUGGAGCGCCAGACGCAGCUGCUGGUCGACGUCAUCCCGACCAUCGCCCAGGGGUUCCUCGAAUGCAAGCAGUAUAUGAAGCGGGAGGAGCGAGCGCUGUUCAUCAACGAGCUGAUUCGGUCGCGCAUCGGCUUGCGUGUGAUCGGCGAGCAGCACGUGGCCUUGUCGUACCAGUUCCGCGACCAGCAGCGGUCGAGUCUGGAGGACGUGUGGGUGGGCGCCAUCCAUACGAAGUUGCUGCCUGCCAGCAUGAUGCGCCAAUGUGCCCAGCUGGUGCAGAACAUGUGUGAGAUGCACUACGGCACCGCGCCCUCGUACUAUGUGGACGGCGAUGUUGACGAGACUAUCAGCUACAUUCCGUCGCAUUUCGAGUACAUCACCUGCGAGCUGCUGAAGAACGCCUUCCGCGCCACGGUUGAGUUCAGCCGCCAGAGCCACCGCCUGGCCCACCCACCUAUCCAGAUCACCAUUACCAAGGGCGAGGGCUACGUGGGUGUGCGCAUUCGCGACCAGGGCGGCGGUAUCGCCAAGGACAACAUGCGCAAUGUCUUUGAGUACUCGUGGUCAACCAUGCAGGAUGAUGAGACGUCGACUGCCGGCAUGUCGUUGCAGACUAAUCUGGCCAUGCAGCAAGGGAUUGGCGGGCCGAUUGCUGGUCUUGGCUUUGGCCUUCCUAUGGCACGUUUGUAUGCUGGCUACUUUGGCGGCUCCCUCGAUAUUGUCUCCAUGGAAGGCUAUGGGUGUGACGUGUUCCUGAAGCUGCGCAGUAUUGAGGGGAGCGUUGAGCAGAAGCAGAUCUAGAAAAAGGGGAGGUUUCUUUGGCUCAUUACAUGUAUCUGAAUUUCAUUUCGCACAUAAACGGUACCGCUAUGCCAUGUCUCCUCGUGCAUUUUCCUGGAAGAGUUUCCUACCUGCCCUUUGCUUCCGGCCU
This is a messenger RNA of Linderina pennispora, 1526 nucleotides long. Its product is annotated as alpha-ketoacid dehydrogenase kinase. Bases 221 to 1396 code for a protein of 391 amino acids. Gene Ontology annotation, cellular component: mitochondrion. NCBI's taxonomy places the organism in Eukaryota, Fungi, Kickxellomycota, Kickxellomycetes, Kickxellales, Kickxellaceae. The transcript has a single exon. Gene Ontology annotation, molecular function: pyruvate dehydrogenase (acetyl-transferring) kinase activity. The record is from RefSeq and is a predicted model, not a curated record. Gene Ontology annotation, biological process: protein phosphorylation; regulation of glucose metabolic process.